AUGGUCAGAUAUGGUGGGGCUCCUCACCACCACUUUUUGAGACUCAGUUGCGAAGGCAGAAGUUCUGAUUUCAGUACAAUAAUAGUGGGUACUGUUAGACUUCAUCUUCAACGAUCUGGACAAAUCCUGGCUACAGACUUGUCACUAAACUUGACCAAAACGGAAAUGAAUGACGAAUUUCAUCGAGACACCCAAGAAACCCUGACGGUUCUCGACAGACUGGACCUGGACACGGAGAAGCCCAGUGACGAGGAACUGGCCCGAAAAUUCGGGUUCGAGGAGGCCUACUACGAAAACCGUCUGACGUGGUGGCAGAAGCUCAAGCCUAAAAUCUGGUCACUGUUCGACGAACCCUACUCCUCGAACGCAGCCAAGGUCGGUAAUACAACGACUGACAAAAUAAUCGGAGUGAUAUCCGUGUUCUUCAUCUGCGUGUCAAUAUUAUCAUUCUGCCUAAAAACCCAUCCGGACAUGCGUGUCCCAGUGAUAACCACGAACACGAUACGGAAGGGGAAUCACACAAAGAUGCACAUCGAGAAGGAGCACACAAACGCCCACGUGGCGUUCUUUUACGUGGAGGCUCUCUGCAAUGGGUGGUUCACCAUUGAAUUUCUGACCCGCAUUACAGCGAGUCCAAAUCGAUGCGAGUUCAUAAAGUCGUCGGUGAACUUGAUCGACAUGAUAGCAACACUGAGUUUCUACAUCGACCUGGCGCUCCAGAAGUUCGCCUCCCAUCUAGAGAACGCGGACAUCCUCGAGUUCUUCAGCAUAAUUCGAAUAAUGAGACUGUUCAAACUUACGCGACACUCGUCGGGACUAAAAAUUCUUAUUCAGACGUUCAGAGCGUCUGCUAAGGAACUGACCCUGUUGGUAUUCUUCCUAGUCCUCGGCAUCGUCAUCUUCGCCAGCUUGGUAUAUUACGCUGAGAGGAUACAAACAAACCCACACAACGACUUCAAGAGUAUACCUCUGGGUCUUUGGUGGGCCCUAGUCACUAUGACCACUGUUGGUUACGGUGACAUGUGUCCUAAAACUUACGUGGGAAUGUUUGUUGGUGCACUGUGUGCAUUGGCGGGAGUCCUUACAAUCGCCCUGCCGGUGCCCGUGAUCGUUAGCAACUUUGCUAUGUAUUACAGUCACACGCAGGCGCGAGCCAAGCUGCCCAAGAAGAGGCGUCGAGUAUUUCCGGUGGAACAACCUAGGGUGCGUCCUGGAGUACCGGGGGCUGCAGGGCAGGCUGGUGGACACGGGACUGCUUGUAGUCAACAAGCUGCCCUUCUGCCUCCGGGAAGCGGGGGGAUCGGGAGUGGGGGAAGCGGGACUAUCAUUACUCCACAGAACAGGAGGAUGAACGCCAUCAAGACCAACCAUCCUAAGGAUCCAUUUGCUAUUAAAGGUUUGUAUCACUUUUACAUUACUAUCAGUCGGUAA
Molecule: messenger RNA, 1431 nt
Organism: Cotesia congregata
Lineage: Eukaryota; Metazoa; Arthropoda; Insecta; Hymenoptera; Braconidae
Source: the annotation of a GenBank genome assembly